AUGGCAUGGAAAGAGAAUGUUGAAUCGUUGGAUAUGGUUCUUCGAGACUUAUGUGAUGAGAAUCUGCUAUUUGGUGGUAAGCUCAUUAUGUUUGGAGGUAAUGGAGAACUGCAAACCAUCGACAAUAGCCUUGUCCACUUGCCGAGUGAGGUAGUAAAACCUCUGGAAGAUGGAAAAGAUCCCAUAACGGACCUCACAACACUUACAUUUCCUGCGUUAGACCUCAACAGUUUCAGCUCUGACAUAUUUACAACAAAGGCCAUUUUAACUCCAAUGAAUGAUGAUGUUGAUUCCGUCAACAUGGAUCUGAUUAAAAAGUUUUCGGGCGAGCCUGUUGUGUACAGAAGCUUUGACACGAUGCUUGAUGACAAUUGUAAUGUCUACCCCAUAGAGUUCAUAAAUACCCUGUGCCCUAGUGGAAUGAGCCCUCAUGAACUAAUCUUGAAAAUGGGGAGUCCAGUCAUUUUGCUCCGAAAUAUACUCCCAUCUUCGGGUCUUUGCAAUGGCACGAGACUAAUAUGCAAAGGUUUCUUCCCCAACCUGAUUCAAUGUGUGAUCAUAACUGGCCAUCAUAAAGGCAAGCAUGUUUUCAUACCACGCAUUAAACUACGGCCUGCUUCCUCCUCAAAGUAUCCAAUACUCUUUCAGAGGAAACAGUUUCCUAUCAAGCUCAGUUUUGCAAUGACAAUCAACAAGUCCCAAGGCCAGACACUUAGUCAAGUUGCUGUUUACCUUCCUCGUCCAUGUUUUUCACAUGGGCAGUUAUAUGUCGCCUUAUCACGUGCAAGACAGGCCAGCCAGGUUACAGUUAUAUCAAGGAACUCUCCACAACAGCUUCCUGGUACCGAAGUUGAAAAUGUCAUUUCGUAUGAUGUGCUAAGGCUGCCUGGUGGCCAGGAUAAUAGAAGUUACUCCUAUGCGUGUAUACGAGGUUGCAACUUUCUACUCAGUGUUCAAUCGAAGCAAUGUCCAAGGUUCAUGAUUGGUUUAUUCCCAAUUAUAUUAUAUGAUACUUCCCUCUUGCUUGAUCAUAACUAUUUGUCAUUUCUUCAGGUGGGAAUAUACCAUCUUUUGGGAUAUUGUGUGAAUGCUCCUACGAUUACCAUUGCUGACUACUCCAAUGGAUCUGAAGGGAUCUUAAAGCUCAUCGCAGAGUUCCUCAAUAUAGAUUCUGGACUGCCAUCAGUUAUAGGGUUCUUACAUGACUUGGCGGCGUAG
Messenger RNA from Spinacia oleracea (spinach), 1218 nucleotides. RefSeq lists its product as uncharacterized. NCBI's taxonomy places the organism in Eukaryota, Viridiplantae, Streptophyta, Magnoliopsida, Caryophyllales, Amaranthaceae. The record is from RefSeq and is a predicted model, not a curated record. The transcript is spliced from 5 exons. The coding region runs from base 1 to 1218 and encodes 405 amino acids.